Bolinopsis microptera is the source of this 2458-nucleotide messenger RNA. RefSeq lists its product as uncharacterized. The transcript has 9 exons. The coding region runs from base 13 to 1743 and encodes 576 amino acids. The record is from RefSeq and is a predicted model, not a curated record. Lineage: Eukaryota; Metazoa; Ctenophora; Tentaculata; Lobata; Bolinopsidae.
UUAGAUUAUAGAAUGGGGAAGCGAAAGGGUAUUGUUAAUCCUCAUCUACGAAUAAGGACUCCUUACACUAGAUUCGCUAGUGACUUUUGGGCCUGCUACAAGGCUUACGGACAUCACAAGGCUGUAAUUUCGAAACCUCGGUUUGACCGAACAGAGAGGAAGAUUCUGUUCGAGUUUUUUGAAGAUAUCAAAGCGAAACACAACACUGGAUUAAUAUUAAGAGACAGUAACCUAGCAGUCUGCAGUCCUUCCGCUCGGAGUGCUCUAUUUGACUUCUGUAAAGAUACAAAACCAGUUCCUGUAUCCGACUCUACAGUUCACAACCCAGCUCCGUCUGUGUCACAGGCAGUGAGUCCAGAUAUUGGCUUCAAGAGUCCCAGAACUGAUAACAGCCCCUGUAACACUACUAAACUGACUCUCACAGCUCCUACUUGUGCACCACUGGAACCCCUUAAUCUACAUCCUCUCCCUGUUCACCAGAUAGAUGAUGAGGUGGACAUUUUACCUGAUCCUGAUCAGAAUGUUCCUUCUUCCGGCCAGACGGUUGAUGUCAGGACCUCACCAGGCUCCUACACCAGAGAGCGCCAGGGAAGGAUAAUCGGUUUUAUGAGCAAAAUUAUCAGUGAGAAAUGGGCUUCCUGCGAUAGUGACCUGAAGGAAGAGUACAGAAGACAGACAGCUGAAGAGAAGUCCACAUUCCUAGAGACAAUGAUAGCAGUACAUCUGAGACAUGGCUUCCCUCUUCCUCCUGUAAGGAUAGAAGAGAGUCGCUGUAUGAAUAUGCUAUUCAAGAGUCUCUACAAGUGGUACAAGCAGAACCAGUUUAUCCUGGACCUGGGAUAUCCUGGCAGGGUGGGGUCAGACCCCGUCAUAGCUACUCUACGGAACAAGUGUUCUAAAUUCAUGAAGAAGGAAACGGAACAAUUCAAACAAAUGUUUGCCUCAAAAACUGUUAUAAACCUUGACAUGACGAGUGAUCUUGUUGAUCACGUUGAUAAAGAUAUAAUGAAGUACGCAGACAACUUCAUCUCCACGCCCGGUACCAUCUCAACUCCUCACAGCCCACAAUUUGUGCAAUCUGACCAGCUGUCAAGUGGUUGUAGCAGUCUAGAUGGUGCAGUGACGAGCUCAACUCCUGAAAAAUCAGCUCCGGAAUGUGAACCCAGUACAACUGUUAUAAAGAUUCCGAGUGGUUGUCAGGGGCAACAGGGGAACAGAACCUAUCAUACCAUCCAGCCCUGUUACACAUCCUCCCCUAAACCUGUGAAUUUAAGUCCUGGUUCUGGUAACAGUCUCCACCCCUUGUCCCCACCACUCACCCCAGUAUUGGCUGCUAAGCUGUCAGCUCCCAACUUUGUCCGACCUCCCCCUCCUCCACAACCUCCGUCCAUGUUGUACUCUCUCUACGGGAUGGGGCAGGUCAGUGAGGAUAACAACACAGCUGAUAAACCGAGCAGGAGUAGCUGGGGUGACAACACUACCCCAGCAGUAACCCAUGUUCCUCUCGGCAGCUUGUACGCUCUCCCUCCUCGUAUCCUAUACCCUGGCUACCAGUUUCAGUGGUCGACUGAAUUGCCGAGUCUGACCCCUUACCCACUCUCAACACCUGCUCUCCAGCCACCCGACAUAUACCUCCAACCACCGGCCCCUCUCAGUCCCUCCACCGCUCAGGGCUCACCGGUACAGGGACACGACAUGUAUUUCUCUCAACCGUCAAGUUAUUUUAACAACGGUAACUUUUAGAUCACUUGUAAGAAUUUGGUAGAACUUUCCGGAAUUACCCUCGUGAUAAUUUGCAUUCUAGAGUAAGUUUUUUAGAGGGGUCGAAUUUGUUGUUGGACCACUUCUGAUUAGAUUCAUUUGGUUUUAUGCGUCAUUAAUUUGUAUCCCCUCAUGACUUGUUAAGUUAGGAAUCUUUUAAUUUAUUUAGGCAAUUUUUUGACUUUAGUCUCCUAAUUUUAUAUCAUUUUAUAAUAUCUUCGAUAUUUUAUCAAAUUUUUAGCUAUUGUUUUUGUCGGUGGUCGACCGGUUUGUUUGUGAUUUCAUAUAGAUGUAGAUUGACGAUUUGCUUACUCUUUUAGCAUUGUUAACGAAAGUUUAUAGUUUAGUGAUCAUUUUCAUGUAUCAUGAGGGAUAGUUGUUUUAUCUUUCGAUAUAGAAACGUAUAUGCUGAAAUCGAUCAUAUUAUGAGAAAUUCCAUUUUCAAUUGUUUUUGACUAAUGACCGAAUUAAAUGUAAUUUUUAGCACCUUAUUUUUGGUUUUUAGAGAUUUGAUUUAUUGAUCAGAUUUUUUAUACUUUUAUAGAUUUUUUAUUCUCGAUUUUUUAAUCAUGAUAUGUUAAUAAUAAGUUCUAUAAUGGAUUUGCUUAUUAUUAUAUCGAAAUUCUAGCUCAUUCUUAAUUCGAAUGACAGUUUACGUUUGUUAAACUAAUACUUUCUAAUAGAUUGAAGCUCUGUG